AUGCUCCGUGUCUUGGCGCCUCUGGUGCUCCUUCUGCUGUGGCUGAUGAGGAUCUGGGCCAGCCCCCAUUCCCUGAGGAUUGCUGCCAUCCUGGAUGACCCCAUGGAGUGCAGCAGAGGGGAGAGGCUCUCCAUCACCCUGGCCAAGAACCGCAUCAACCGCGCGCCCGAGCGGGCGGGCAAGGCCAGGGUGGAGGUGGACAUCUUUGAGCUGCUGAGGGACAGCGAGUACGAGACUGCAGAGACCAUGUGCCAGAUCCUCCCCAAAGGCGUGGUGGGAGUCCUGGGGCCUUCCUCCAGCCCAGCCUCCAGCUCCAUCAUCAGCAACAUCUGUGGGGAGAAAGAGGUUCCUCACUUCAAAGUGGCUCCAGAGGAGUUCCUGAAGCUGCAGCUCCAGAGGUUCACCACCCUCAACCUCCACCCCAGCAACACCGACAUCAGCGUGGCCGUGGCAGGAAUCCUGAACUUCUUUAACUGCACCACUGCCUGCCUCAUCUGUGCCAAAGCUGAAUGCCUUUUAAACCUGGAGAAGCUGCUGCGGCAGUUCCUCAUCUCCAAGGACACGCUGUCGGUGCGGAUGCUGGACGACAGCCGGGACCCCACCCCGCUCCUGAAGGAGAUCAGGGAUGACAAGACAGCCACCAUCAUCGUCCAUGCCAACGCCUCCAUGUCUCACACCAUCCUGCAGAAGGCAGCUGAACUGGGGAUGGCAUCUGCCUAUUACACCUAUAUCUUCACUAAUCUGGAGUUUUCCCUCCAGCGCCUGGACACCCUGCUGGACGACCGAGUCAACAUCCUGGGGUUCUCCAUUUUCAACCAGUCCCACGCCUUCUUCCAAGAGUUUGUCCAGAGCCUCAACCAGUCCUGGCAGGAGAAUUGUGACCACGCUCCUUUCACUGGGCCUGCACUGUCCUCGGCGCUGCUGUUUGACGCCGUGUACGCGGUGGUGACGGCGGUGCAGGAGCUGAACCGCAGCCAGGAGAUCGGCGUCAAGCCCCUGUCCUGUGGCUCAGCGCAGAUCUGGCAGCACGGCACCAGCCUCAUGAACUACCUGAGAAUGGUAGAAUUGGAAGGUCUCACCGGCCACAUCGAAUUCAACAGCAAAGGCCAACGCUCCAACUACGCCCUGAAAAUCCUGCAGCACACCCGGGGUGGAUUCCGGCAGAUUGGCCACUGGCACGUCUCUGAAGGGCUCAGCAUGGACAAGAGGAUCUUCUCCUCCAACAUUUCCGACAGCCUGUUCAACACCACCCUGAUUGUCACCACCAUCCUGGAAAACCCUUACUUAAUGCUGAAGUGGAACCACCAGGAGCUGGAAGGCAACGACCGCUACGAGGGUUUCUGCGUGGACAUGCUGAAGGAGCUGGCCGAGAUCCUGCGCUUCAACUACAAAAUCCACCUGGUGGGCGACGGCGUCUAUGGCGUCCCCGAGGCCAACGGCACCUGGACAGGGAUGGUUGGGGAGCUCAUAGCCAGGAAAGCCGACCUGGCCGUGGCGGGGCUGACGAUCACGGCGGAGCGGGAGAAGGUGAUCGAUUUCUCCAAGCCCUUCAUGACUCUGGGCAUCAGCAUUCUCUACAGGGUUCACAUGGGCCGCAGACCCGGCUAUUUCUCCUUCCUGGACCCUUUUUCUCCGGGCGUCUGGCUCUUCAUGCUGCUCGCCUACCUGGCUGUCAGCUGUGUCCUCUUCCUGGUGGCUCGGCUGACACCGUACGAGUGGUACAGCCCCCACCCCUGCUCCCAAGGUCGAUGCAACCUCCUGGUGAACCAGUACUCGCUGGGGAACUCUCUGUGGUUCCCCGUGGGGGGGUUCAUGCAGCAGGGCUCCACCAUCGCCCCCCAGGCUCUGUCCACGCGCUGCGUCAGCGGGGUCUGGUGGGCAUUCACCUUGAUCAUCAUCUCCUCCUACACGGCCAACCUGGCGGCGUUCCUGACCGUGCAGAGGAUGGACGUGCCCAUCGAGUCCGUGGAUGACCUCGCUGACCAGACCACCAUUGAGUAUGGCACCAUCCACGGCGGCUCCAGCAUGACCUUCUUCCAAAACUCCCGCUACCAGACGUACCAGCGGAUGUGGAAUUACAUGUACUCCAAGCAGCCCAGCGUCUUCGUGAAGAGCACGGAGGAAGGGAUCGCGCGCGUGCUGAACUCCAACUACGCCUUCCUGCUGGAGUCCACCAUGAACGAGUAUUAUCGGCAGCGCAAUUGCAACCUCACGCAGGUCGGGGGCCUUCUGGACACCAAGGGCUACGGGAUUGGCAUGCCCGUCGGCUCCGUGUUCCGCGAUGAGUUCGACCUGGCCAUCCUCCAGCUGCAGGAGAACAACCGCCUGGAGAUCCUGAAGCGCAAGUGGUGGGAAGGAGGGAAGUGCCCCAAAGAGGAGGACCACAGAGCCAAAGGCUUGGGGAUGGAGAACAUUGGUGGAAUCUUCGUGGUGCUCAUCUGCGGCUUAAUCGUAGCAAUUUUUAUGGCAAUGCUGGAAUUUUUGUGGAGCCUUCGACACUCUGAACAGUCGGAGGUGUCGGUGUGCCAAGAGAUGGUGACGGAGCUGCGCAACAUCAUCCUGUGCAAGGACAGUUUCCACCCCCGUCGGAGGCGAGGGGCGGUGGUUCGGACUCGCCCCGCGGCGCCCGAGGAGCGCCGAGCCCGCAGCACCACCACGCUCAGCAACGGCAAGCUGUGCAGCGGGGGCGAGCCAGACCCCCUGGCACAAAGACUGGCACAAGAGGCCGCCCUGGUGGCCCGGGGCUGCACCCACAUCCGCGUGUGCCCCGAGUGCCGCCGCUUCCAGGGGCUGCGGGCCCGGCCGGCCGCGGGGUCGCCGGCGCGCAGCGAGGAGAGCCUGGAGUGGGACAAGGCCACCAACAGCAGCGGGCCCGAGUAG
Messenger RNA from Agelaius phoeniceus (red-winged blackbird), 2880 nucleotides. RefSeq names its product glutamate ionotropic receptor kainate type subunit 4 (gene GRIK4). Lineage: Eukaryota; Metazoa; Chordata; Aves; Passeriformes; Icteridae. Gene Ontology annotation, molecular function: ligand-gated monoatomic ion channel activity; signaling receptor activity. Gene Ontology annotation, cellular component: membrane. Gene Ontology annotation, biological process: monoatomic ion transport. The record is from RefSeq and is a predicted model, not a curated record.